GCUUCUGUAAAUUUCUUUUGAUUCUCCGUCCGUCCCUGUCUGCAAACAUACGGAUUAGUAAUUUAGUAUAAGUCUUACAUUUCUAUUUCUUUACUCUGUUGGAUUAGGAGACAUUAGCCAAUACUGUAACUGUGAGCUCAAUCUUUCGAUUCAAUUUCUUAUGGACAACAUCUCGGCAAGAUUAAUAUAUCUCUUGAGCAAUGGCAAGUCGUUAAACCAAACCAAACUUGUUCACCAAAAAGCUAUCAUUUUUGGGUUACAGAGCAACGCAGCCUUGUGCAAAAAAAUCAUCAAUUUAUACAUCUCGUGCGGCGCAUAUCGAUGUGCGGAUUCGGUUUUCCGGAGCAUCGAAAACCCUUUAGAUAUUACGUUAUGGAACGGUUUGAUGUCGGCAUAUGCUAAGAACUCCAUGUUUUCCGACGCGCUCUCAUUGUUUGGGAGUUUGCUCAGAUUCCCUUAUUUAAACCCCAAUGAAUUCACGUAUCCUAGUUUGUUGAAGGCUUGUGGCGGACUGAGACGACUUGAUUACGGAGAAAUGAUUCAUAACCAUUUGAUAAAGAAUGGGUUUUUGUCGGAUGUCGUUAUUGCUAGCUCUUUGAUGAGUGUGUACGCCAAGUGUGGUGUAUUUGGUUCUGUUCUCAAAGUGUUUGACGAAAUGCCUGACAGAGAUUUGGCGUCCUGGAAUAGUGUGAUUUCUGGUUAUUAUCAGAGUGGCCAGUGGGAGAAGGCGUUGGAGUAUUUUGAGAGAAUGAGGAGCUCUGGGUUCAGGCCUGACUCUGUGUCGUUUACAAUUGCGAUUUCUUCGUGUGGGAGGAUGUCGAAUUUGGAAAGAGGAGCACGAAUUCAUGAAGAAGUAUUGAGCAGCGGGCUUGUUGUGGAUGAUUAUAUUGCUGCAGCUCUUGUUGAUAUGUAUGGGAAAUGUGGCUGCAAAGACAGGGCUAAGGAGGUUUUCGAGGAGAUCAAGGUCAAGAGCUUAGUUUCCUGGAAUGCAAUGAUUGGAAGUUUUAGUCAGAUUGGAGACAGUUUGUCAUGCAUUGGACUCUUGAUUAGAAUGAAUGAGGGAAAAGUGCGCCCUAAUUCGACCACCAUGUGCAGCUUGUUAGUGGCUUGUGCCAAAUCGGCACAACUGCAACAUGGAAGAUUCGUACAUGGCUACAUUGUUAGAAACAAUGUAUUGAAUGAUGUCUAUGUAGAGGGUUCACUAAUUGACUUUUACUUCAAGUGUGGAAGAGUUGCACUUGCAGAAAAGGUGUUUGGAGUGAUGCAUAAGUCGAAUACCGUUUCUUGGAACGUCAUGAUUUCUGGUUAUGUAUCUUCAGGCUGCUAUUUUGAGGCGCUAGGCGUGUAUGAUGAUAUGAGGGAGGCUGGUGUGAGGCCGGAUGCAAUCACCCUCACUAGUGCAGUAACAGCUUGUGCACAAUUGGCUGCUUUGGAAAAGGGAAGAGAGUUCCACGAGGUCAUCACUGAGAGUCGCUUGAGCUCCAACGAUGUACUAAUGGGUGCCCUUUUGGAUAUGUAUGCCAAAUGUGGUGCUGUAACUGAAGCUGCAGCGGUGUUUAACCAGCUCUCAAGAAGAGAUUUAGUGUCAUGGACUUCAAUGAUUGCAGCCUAUGGCUCUCACGGUCAAGCACCAGAGGCAUUGAGGCUCUUUGACGAAAUGCUCCAAGCUCGUGUAAGGCCUGAUAGAGUCACAUUCCUUGCACUGAUGUCAGGUUGCAGCCACGGAGGGUUGGUUGAUGAGGGCCUGAGAAUUUUCAGUUUGAUGGAACACGACUAUGGAAUCAGACCUACAACUGCAGAGUAUUCGUGCCUGAUAGAUAUCUUGGGCCGUGGUGGGAGAUUGCAGGAAGCGUAUGAGAUGCUCCAGCAGAACUCUUAUGCUACAGAGGAUGUGGACUUGCUAAGCACACUAUUAGCUGCUUGCCAAGUGCACGGGGAGGUCGAGUUAGGAGAGAGAGUUGCUGAUCUCCUUAUUGAGAAGGAUCCGAAUGAUCCUUCAACGUACGUCGUCCUUGAAAAGAUGUAUGCGGCUGACAAAAAGUGGGAGGAAGCACGCAAGAUUAGAAUGAACAUGAAGGAACUAGGGUUGAAGAAGAGGCCGGGGUGCAGCUGGAUUGAAGUUAAUAAGAAGAUGCAAUCAUUUUUAGCAGAGGAUAAGACAUUGUCACAGCUGCAACCUGUUUAUCACUGUUUGGCCUUGUUAUAUACCCAUAUGGACAAGAAUGAGAUGGAAGCACAAGGUGGGCAUUGAGAUAUUAAUUUGGGUGCCAAGUUAUUUGGUCCUCUACAAUUUAUUUGGACCCAGAAAAGCAAAGCAGCUUCUCUCCAGAGGUCCCUAGUAAGAGCAGGUGCCAUCUUCACUAGGAAAGACUGCUGCAAUCUCAUGGGCUUGGAAAAAAGGUUUUUAUCAACGCCGCUGUUGGCUUCCUCCUUCCAGUAGUAGUUAACUUAUUGAUCUAUUAGAUGACACUGGAAUUCAUCCAGAAUCAUAUAUUCUCCCACAAGGAUAUUUAUAGGGAGGGAUGGGAAUGAUGAUUCGAGCUGUAGAUGUUCAUUAAUAUGCUGAGCAGAAAAAACAUCUGCUCGGGCAGCGUUUGGAACACAUAAUUGGAAUUCAAA
Messenger RNA from Salvia splendens (bonfire salvia), 2619 nucleotides. RefSeq names its product Tetratricopeptide repeat (TPR)-like superfamily protein. Bases 161 to 2251 code for a protein of 696 amino acids. The transcript has a single exon. Lineage: Eukaryota; Viridiplantae; Streptophyta; Magnoliopsida; Lamiales; Lamiaceae. The record is from RefSeq and is a predicted model, not a curated record. Gene Ontology annotation, molecular function: RNA binding; protein binding. Gene Ontology annotation, biological process: RNA modification.